UCAUGGCCGAUAGGUGGACUCUGAGUGGUGGGAGAACCGACUGUCCUUCCUAAAAUGGUCGCCGGUAGGUGGAUUGGGAACCGACUCUCCCACCCAUAUUCCGGGGUCCUCUUCACCUCUUUCACCAGAUUUGAGCGACCUUGAUUAACUAUGUCUUUAGAGGAUCAUAUCCAAACUUUGCAAGAUGCAUACAACAAAAUCCAGACCUUACGCCAACUUCCUCAGGCAUUGCUGAAAACUCCCACUUCUUUGGCUUUGCCAAAAACAACCUCGUUAAUCGUUCAAUCCCAGAAAAUCACAGACAUAGCUCAAACCCUCAAAUCUGACAAGGUCCAGGAGGCUUUACGUGCUGCGAAGGCUAGUCAGAGUGCGAACGGAUUGAAGGGGACCGUUAAUCUUCGUCGAGAGAACAGGAAACGGAGACGCGCCCCUUCUCCAGAGUCUCCGCAGCCGUAUGUUGCUCCCGAUAACUUGGGCGCAUCACUGUUCCCCCCUCCGACGACAGAUGUAACACCGCUAAAAGCAGCAGAACUGUUCGAUUACAUUCACCACUUCAAUCGAGAGCAUUCUUGCACAGUACAUAUAUGGAGGCCCAUGCGAACAUGUAGUUCCGAUACUGUGGAUCGUCCUACUACACUAAGGUUCUGCAUAAGAGACAUUCUUACCGCUUUCAUCACCGUCAACCAGUUGGACGACACCACUUUGAUUACAGAAAGUGUGGCAGUUUUCGGGCCUCGGGAACAGAAACCACCGCAUUCACAAUCCGACUAUUUUGUGUACCAAAGCAUAUCGCAACAGGCGACACAAAAGCUUCAUUCACAUCCACAAGUGCCCCUUCAAACUUUGCUGGAUCUUCUAUGUGCUUAUGAGGGUAUUUUUAUUGACCGUUGCACGGUCUGUGAACGAGUACUUUCUCCCGAAGGUCAUAUCCCCCCAGUUGUACGUUUAUGGACCCAGGGCCAAGAUGGCGAGCGAGGUAAAUGGGAAUCCAGACAUGUCAAUUGUCGGCUGUGGUAG
Messenger RNA from Marasmius oreades (fairy-ring Marasmius), 1017 nucleotides. RefSeq lists its product as uncharacterized. Gene Ontology annotation, molecular function: transcription coactivator activity. The transcript is spliced from 5 exons. Bases 151 to 1017 code for a protein of 288 amino acids. Gene Ontology annotation, cellular component: mediator complex. Lineage: Eukaryota; Fungi; Basidiomycota; Agaricomycetes; Agaricales; Marasmiaceae. The record is from RefSeq and is a predicted model, not a curated record. Gene Ontology annotation, biological process: regulation of transcription by RNA polymerase II.